AUGCAAAGUGCCUUACUCCUACCAUCCCAUGUCGUUCGGUCCUGUCGUCUCAUCGCUGGUCGUCGAUACGCGCCCUCGUUGUCUACAUCUUCUCGCUACUUUCAUCACUCGCUUCUUCGGCAGUCUCGGCCCUCGUCGGAAUCCAAUGGCUCUUCCGGCGCGAAUCACGACACCCCGAAGGAGGUAAAGCCAGCCGCUGUGGAUACUCAGUCUUCAGAGCAAGGUCGGGAUACAGCUUCUCCGAAUCAGUCCUCAGCUGGACGAAGGAGUUAUAUAGCGGGUCUUCGUCGUACAUGGAAGGAUAAGAAAUUUCCGGCUGAAGAUAUCCCCGUCGCAGCCACGAUUCCUCAAUGGUUUCUCAAUGAAAACGUUAUCACGUACGGGCAGGUCGACCGUCUCGAGGGUCCAACACCCACUUUGGUGGAUGUUCAGCGACAGCCACAAUCACCUGUUGAUGAUGGUGUAAAAGAUCGCCAGGCGAGCCCACUGGAGAAUGGUAGUGAGGCUGGCAAUAGCGGAGCUCCUGAGUCGACUGAUGGCGGUAGUCGCUAUGUAGUAAGCUCCGAUUCUUGGGAGAAGUUGCACGCAGCAGUCAAGGCAGGGUUUAUGUUUCCGUCGGCCAAGUACGCCGAUGAUCCAGCGACAGAAAGGUCGCAUCUCCUUGUACGAUAUCCUGGCAACGACGGGACCGACGGAAUUCUUUUUUUGAACGCCGUUGUGCAAAGGCUUGCCAAAGAAGUAGAAGCGGAUCUGGUGACUUUGAACGCUCAAGAUAUCGCUCGGCUAUGCAGCGAACAAGAAAGGGCAGAAGGUGGUGCGGUAUCUUCCAUUCGAAACUUGGGUUAUGAAGUUUACAGCGACUGGAAAAGACUAUCCAAGCCAGAUGUGGGCGGUGAAUGGUCUGAUGAAAUAGCUGGGGAUGAUGUCGAGGGUUCAUUCCCCAUCGCGGGCUCUAACAUUCGCCCGCGCAUAGUAUCUGUUGAAAGUAGCCUUCCCGACACACAACUCCCCAAUUGGUUGCUGUCCCUCACAGGGACAGGCGCGGACAGUACGAGCAAUCGAGGAGCUCGUACGGAGACAGGUACCUGGUUGCGCCUUAUAAAUCAAUUAAUAUCGCCAUCCCCACAACCAAAGCCUGUUUCCAAUAACGGUUCUUCGGAGCCAAAUCACGAGACUGGUCAAGAAUCGAAUGAUCAGCCAAGAAUGAUCAUUCAUAUACAAAAUUAUUUGGAAGUGAUGAAAUCUCGCGAGGGCUCCAAAUUUCUCAGAUUAUUCUUCAAGACGAUUCAUAGCCGGCGGCGUGAGGGCCAAAAAGUACUACUUAUAGGAACCUCCUCACAGCCUCGAAACUCACUUGCAGACCCGACAAGAGCGAAGAAGAUCAAUGAGCAAAUGACGCUCUCUGUCGAUACCUCGGCUGUGCCUUUCGGAUUUCCUCUUUGGGUCGUUCCCGCGAUGGAAACGUCAAUUGUAGAUCGACUUCUGGCAGAAGACCGAAAAGCCCACAUACGGCAGACGAAUAUACGCAAUCUUCAAGACAUGAUUCGCAAGCGAGUGGAUUAUGAUGCCAUUCCCAUAGACGACGAAAUAUUUGAUAUGGCUUCUUGGCCCACGGAAGCAGAUACAAUUUCUGACCUACGUUUAGAUUCUCACUACUGGUUUUUCAGUAGCGUUCAUCAUCAUAUCACAUUAGCCAUGGGCUGUGUACAGCCGAACGAGACGUUUAGUUUAAAACACAUUCGACAAGCUUGGAGAAUUCGGGCGAGGAAUAUAGGCAUUCGUGACGAAUGGAUUCAGGACCCAACAUCAGGCACAACCUAUGCGGAUACACCUGGAGCGAACGGAACAUCGAAAGUGGAUGCGGCUCUACAUCUUGGAUGUAACAAAUAUGAAAAGAAGCUUCUCAGUGGCGUCGUCAAGGCCGACAGUAUCCGCACGACGUUCGCUGACGUCCACGUCCCCCCAGGGACGGUGGAGGCAUUGAAGACACUGACUUCCCUGUCUUUAGUAAGACCGGAGGCCUUUACAUACGGUGUCCUUGCAACUGAUAAAAUACCUGGGAUGCUUCUGUACGGACCGCCUGGCACAGGAAAAACACUUCUUGCAAAAGCUGUGGCUCGAGAGAGCGGUGCUACCGUCCUUGAGAUCAGUGGAUCCGACGUCUACGAUAUGUACGUUGGUGAAGGCGAGAAGAAUGUUAGGGCGAUCUUUACCCUGGCGAAGAAGCUUAGCCCAUGUGUGGUAUUUAUUGAUGAAGCAGACGCUAUUUUUGGCUCCAGAAACCAAGGACGAAACCGACCUACUUCUCACCGGGAACUUAUCAAUCAAUUCCUGCGCGAAUGGGAUGGUAUGAAUGAUAUGUCCGCUUUUAUUAUGGUAGCGACAAACAGACCAUUUGAUCUCGACGACGCUGUUCUUCGACGUCUUCCCCGGAGACUCUUGGUGGAUCUGCCCACCGAACAGGAUCGUGAAUCUAUUCUCAAGAUACACCUGAAGAAUGAACAACUAGAUCAGUCUGUAGACCUCUCAGACUUGGCACAUCGGACUCCAUUCUAUUCAGGAUCUGAUCUCAAAAACGUCUGUGUGGCUGCUGCACUUUCUUGCGUCCGCGAGGAAUAUGAGCAGGCAGCUAAUCAUACGGGUGACGCACCGUAUCAGUACCCGCCGCGACGUGUUCUUAACAAAGCACACUUUGAACGUGCGAUGGAGGAAAUCAGCGCAUCAAUCAGUGAAGACAUGUCGUCACUGGACGCCAUUCGCAAGUUCGACGAAAAGUACGGUGAUCGCAAAGGUCGGCGCAAGAAGAACCCGGCAUGGGGGUUUAUGCCUGUAGGCGAUGCACAAACGGCGUCAGAUACCAUUCGCGUGCGGACCUGA
Messenger RNA from Talaromyces atroroseus, 2877 nucleotides. RefSeq lists its product as hypothetical. The transcript has a single exon. The record is from RefSeq and is a predicted model, not a curated record. Bases 1 to 2877 code for a protein of 958 amino acids. Lineage: Eukaryota; Fungi; Ascomycota; Eurotiomycetes; Eurotiales; Trichocomaceae. Gene Ontology annotation, molecular function: ATP binding; ATP hydrolysis activity. Gene Ontology annotation, cellular component: mitochondrial outer membrane.